GGGUAUUCUCCCAUGAGGGUCCUCUGCGGUACUGCUCACUGACAUGUGAGCCCCUAGACCCUCGGGUCCACAUGUCAGUGACAUCAGUACUGCAGAGGAUCAGAAUUGCUUAUAAAGGUACAUACCUCCUUAUGAUUGAAAUAUACUUUUUUUUAAUGGAGUUAUCAAAACUAAUUUUUAAGGUUGGAAUAAGGUUAAAAACUCAUCUUUGUUAAUAUUGUUGAAUUUUUAUUUUACUUUAAGUACAUGUAUUAGUCAGCUGAUAUAUACCUCAUAAUUAGCAAUAUGUAGUAUAUAUACCUCCGUAUACUUUCUCAGAAUCAGAAAAGCUUCGUCAUUAUCGAUCUAAAUUUAUUUUCUAAUCAAUCUAGUUUCUUUAGCACUAAAACAAUUGGAAGGAUGGGAGAAUACCUCUUCACUCAAAUGACUUGCUUUUCGCGCUUCUGGAUCAAUCCCUUUAUAGGAGUUUCCUGCUGUGACCAUGCGUAGCAAUGGCGUCGCGCUCGCGCGCCGUCUCCUCCGGCUUCACGAAGGCGCCGACCUUCUCCGUCACCACCGCGUCGCAGCUCCACGACGCCAUCGACCGCCUCCUCCCGCGGCUACGCGGCGACCCGUCCCUCGCCCCCGCCGCGCGCGCGCUCGCCGCGGCAGCCACCGCCUCGCUGCCGCCCUCCACCGUCCUCUCCAACCGCCUCCUCCACCUGCUCUCCUCCCACCCAGCCACCCUCCCCGACGCGCUCGCGCUCUUCUCCUCCAUCGCGGCCCCGGACAUCUGCUCCCACAACACCCUCAUCUCCGCGCUCUCUCGCUCCCCGCGCCACCUCCCCUCCGCGCGGGAGCUGUUCGACCGAAUGCCCCAGAGGGAUCACUUCGCCUGGUCCGCCCUCGUCUCAGGUUACACCCGACACGGCCAGCCCGAGGCCGCGCUCGCGCUCUACCGGCGGAUGCAGGAGGAGCCGGGGAACGAUGGCGCGGACAACGAGUUCACCGCGUCCAGCGCGCUCGCGGCGGCCGCGGCCGCACGGUGCGGCCGCGCGGGCAGGGAGCUGCACUGCCACGUCGUGAGGAGAGGGAUCGACGCCGCCGGCGGCGACGCCGUCCUGUGGAGCGCGCUCGCGGACAUGUACGCCAAGUGCGGCCGCGUGGACGACGCGAGGAGGGUCUUCGACCGGAUGCCGGUCCGGGACGCCGUCUCCUGGACGGCGAUGGUGGAGAGGUACUUCGACGGCGGCCGCGGCGGGGAAGGGUUCAGGCUGUUCCUCCACAUGCUGAGGACCCGAGGUGUUCGACCAAACGAGUUCACCUACGCGGGGGUUCUGCGCGCCUGCGCACAGUUCGCCGUCGAGAGCUUCGGGAGGCAGGUGCACGGCCGGAUGGCGAAGAGCGGCACUGGAGACUCCUGCUUCGCGGAGAGCGCGCUCCUCCGCAUGUACUCCAAGUGCGGCGACAUGGGGAGCGCGGUGCGCGUGUUUGAGGCCAUGGCGAAGCCGGACUUGGUGUCGUGGACGGCGGUGAUCUCCGGCUAUGCGCAGAACGGGCAGCCGGAGGAGGCGCUGCGCUACUUCGACAUGUUCUUGAGGUCUGGAAUUAAGCCUGAUCAUGUCACUUUUGUUGGUGUUCUGUCAGCGUGUGCUCAUGCCGGCCUGGUCGACAAGGGCCUCGAGAUCUUCCAUUCGAUUAAGGAACAGUAUUGCAUUGAGCACACUGCUGAUCAUUACGCUUGCGUGAUCGAUCUCCUAAGCCGGUCAGGCCAAUUUGAGCGAGCAGAAAAGAUGAUAGGUAAUAUGGCAGUGAAACCUAACAAGUUCCUAUGGGCGUCCUUGCUUGGUGGCUGCCGGAUUCACAAGAAUGUUGGCUUGGCAAGGCGGGCAGCAGAAGCAUUGUUCGAAAUAGAACCCGAGAAUCCAGCAACUUAUGUAACUCUGGCAAAUAUUUAUGCCUCGGUUGGUCUUUUUGAUGAGGUUGAGGAUGUCAGAAGAAUCAUGGAAUCAAAGGGUAUAACCAAAAUGCCGGCCUCAAGUUGGAUUGAAGUUGGGAGAAGAGUUCAUGUGUUCCUAGUUGGUGAUAAAUCGCAUCCUAAAGCUGAUGAAAUCUAUGCACUUCUGAAGAAGCUGUAUGUGAAAAUGGUGGAAGAAGGGUAUGUGGCGGACAUUGAAUUUGUUCUCCAUGAUGUCGAAGAUGAGCAGAAGGAGCAGGACAUUGGCUACCACAGCGAGCGGCUUGCUGUUGCAUUUGGGAUCAUUGCCACUCCGGAGGGUUCCCCGAUCAAGGUUUUCAAGAACCUGCGCAUUUGCGGGGACUGCCAUGCUGCUAUUAAGCUCAUAUCGCAGAUUGUGCAGAGAGAUAUCAUUGUUAGGGACUCGAAUAGGUUCCAUCACUUCAAGGACGGGAUAUGUUCUUGCAGAGAUUACUGGUGACCCGCACACUGCAUAUAUGAAGUAGUUUUGUCUCCCGAUUGGAGCUACUAUUACUCUUUGUACGGCUAAUGUUAAUAUGCGGCAGCAACUGAUCUGACCAAAGGUUUUCACUGGUUCGAGUGAUUAAGUUCUGGAAAAGAAAUUCCUUGUCAGGCUGACCCUAGGUAAACGGUCUCACCUUUUAUCAUUCGUGCCUAUCCUGAUGAAAGUUUAUGUUAUGUACGUUCGCUUUAUUUUAUUAACAUAUCCUGUAAAUA
Messenger RNA from Oryza sativa Japonica Group (Japanese rice), 2674 nucleotides. Its product is annotated as pentatricopeptide repeat-containing protein At4g37170. Gene Ontology annotation, molecular function: zinc ion binding; protein binding. The record is from RefSeq and is a predicted model, not a curated record. NCBI's taxonomy places the organism in Eukaryota, Viridiplantae, Streptophyta, Magnoliopsida, Poales, Poaceae.